ACCUUUCACGGAAUGUGACGUAAUAUAUGACGUCACGUAAAUUACGUCGUAAAUACAAACAACAACAUGGCUGAAUGCGUUACAAAAGACAAUCAGUUUUACCUGGUGGACUGUGGUGAGCAGUUCAUCAGAGAUUACAUGGAACUAAGGGAUGAGCUCUAUAAACAGACACAAUCGCUGACUACGAAGAGCCAGUUACUGUGGGAUGUUGUGCGGACACUCAUAGUGCUGCUACUGCCAGCAAUGGCCAUGACUGGACUUGCAACCAUCUGUCACUGUCUCCUGCCAGGAUUACUAGGAGUCACAUGUACAAUCCUGCUAUUGUCGACAGCUGUUGGGUUCGUCGUUCUUAACCUGCCUCCACUGAACACGGCUGUGAACUCGUACCUGGACUGCAAGCUGUAUGUGCCAAACUUCAUCCUGUGCCAGUGUGAGAACUGCAACGGGGUUGACCCGAAUGUGACACAGAUGUGCAUGGAGCGCACCAAACGCAUGAAGGCCCUCCAAGAGGAAGGGGAUGGGGCAGCCAAGGGUCCGUACACCACCAUUGUCGGCAAGUUUGGUGGAGAGAAGCUGGGAGAAGGGGAGAAGAUCCUGUCCAUGAACUCCAACGGAAACGCUAUCAUCACCAGACUACCAACAAGCCAGACAAAGUGACUAGAAGGAAGCAUAUAUAACUGUUGAAAGAUGCCAUGACCAGUGGAAUCUGUCUAAAUAUUUAUGCCCAUUAAUAAUUUGCAUGGAUAAUUAAUUUUGAUUGCAGUAAUGGUAUUUUGUAUGCUACAAUCCCAAUUUAAUUACAUGAAUAAUUAAUUUUAGUUCCGGUAAUAGUAUUUUGGAUGUUACAAUCCCAAUUUAAUUGCAUGAAUAAUUAAUAAUAGUAUUUUGGGUGUUACCAUGCCAAUUUAAAGUCAUGACAGUAGUUAAUCAUUAAUAUUUAUUUCACCAAUAAUUUCCAGGUAAACAUUUUAACAAAUAAUCUAUAGAAAUCAUAUGACUGGCACAUUAUGAACGUGAAUCACUUGCAUGAAUACAUGCAAAUAACAGUAUAAUACAUAGAGGAAAACCUAGGCAAUUUAUAUAUAGGCUAGCAUUCACAAAUGAAGUCCAAUAGUUCAAGCACAGAUUUGAAAACAUAUAACGAUGUAUGCUUUUGCAAAUAUAUUCCCAGCUCCGAAAAAUACAUUUAAAACUGAUAUUACAAAUCUAAUUCUUUCUUAAAAAUAAGAACUAUUGAAUUAAAGCAGGACAAUUUA
Molecule: messenger RNA, 1256 nt
Organism: Dreissena polymorpha
Lineage: Eukaryota; Metazoa; Mollusca; Bivalvia; Myida; Dreissenidae
Exons: 4
Coding region: 67-657 (196 amino acids)
Source: RefSeq, a predicted model, not a curated record